AUGGCCGCUCACGCGCUCCCCCCCGCGCGCGCGCUCGCCUCGCGCGCGUCCGUCCCUCGCCCGUCCCUCGCGCGUCGCGUCUCCGCGGCGCGAACGCCGUCGACGCGCGUCAAGAGCGGCGACGACGCGUCGUCCUCAAAUUCCGCGUCCGCCUCCUCGUCAACAUCGUCCGACGCGAGAGGAGGUUCUUCGCUCCACCACGGCCGCGUCCCGUGGUCCGCGGAGGCGUGCGCGAUCUUCUGGGACCUCGACAACGUGCGCGCGCCCAAGGGCAUGGAGCUCAUCUGGGCGUACCGGCUCAUCGAGGCCGCGUUCGAGUUCGCGGACAUCGCGCACCUUCGCGCGUACGCGCGCGAGGGCACGAUCGACGAGGAGACGCGCGCUGAUCUGGAAGAGAUCGGCGUGACGGUCACCGUCUGCCCGAAGAUAAGCGAGGGCUCGGACGUCGUCCUGAGCACGGACUGCAUCAACUUCGUGCGCUCGGGCGGCAUCCUCGACGCGUCGGACGACGACGACAACGAGGCGGCGCGCGCCGUCGCCAACGCCGGCUCCGUCGGCGUCGUCGUCGUCACGCGCGACGAGGGCAUGCGCGGGUGCGUCGAGUUCGCCAAAGCGCAGCGAGGGCUCUGCGCGGGCGUCACCGUGUGCGGGGACUUCUUGUCGAAGUCGAUGCACCGGCCGCAGUACGCCAACUUGCUGAGCUCGGACGGCGACGUCGGCGUCACGGAGGGGUACUGGACGCUCGCCAACGCGAUCGCGAAAAAGUCCAACAAGGGUCUCACCGGGAGAGGCAAGCUGGCGUCGUCCGCGGACUGCGCGCUGAUGUGGGAUUCGUCCAGGCUGUUCUCCAUGCCCGGCGUCGGCGCGGGGGAUAACUGGGCCGGGGACAUCCCGGACGACAUCCCGGAGCUGUCGCUGGACGACGACGAGGCGUUGGGGUUGACGGAGGAGGACGGGUUAUUCGAGGAAGGGGACUGGGACCAACCGUGGACGGAGUUGGAUCCCAACGACGCGAUCGUCGCCGCGCCGGGCGGGGUCGCCGCGAUGUGGAUCGACGGGAAGCUAUUUCGGUGGCCGCCGGGGACGCGGGAGGACGACUUCACGAUCGAGAUCCCGGAUUACUCGUGA
Micromonas pusilla CCMP1545 is the source of this 1128-nucleotide messenger RNA. RefSeq lists its product as uncharacterized. Lineage: Eukaryota; Viridiplantae; Chlorophyta; Mamiellophyceae; Mamiellales; Mamiellaceae. The transcript has a single exon. Bases 1 to 1128 code for a protein of 375 amino acids. The record is from RefSeq and is a predicted model, not a curated record. Gene Ontology annotation, molecular function: RNA nuclease activity.